UCGCGUUCCGGCAGCCGGUGCGGCAGAGAUUUCAUCAUGCAGGGAAGGGGGGUGUGAUGCUCGUGCUCAGGUCCCUCCCCGCCCGGCUGCUACCGCUGCGACAUCUGCCCGGCUCUCUCACCCGGCACACCCGAGCCGCAGCACGGACGCCCGCAGCCCCACACCCGGCACCCGUGAUACAGGCUGCCACACGCAGCAUGGAGGAGCAGCUGGCGCCCCUGAGGCUGGCGGUCAGAGAACAGGGUGACCUCAUCCGCAAGUUAAAAGAAGAGAGAGCCCCGCAGGUGGUUGUGGACCGGGCAGUGGCUGAGCUGAAGGCCAGAAAACGAAUUUUGGAAGCAAAGGAAUUGUCUCUGCAACCCAAGGAUGACGUCGUUGACAGAGCGAAGAUGGAAGACACACUGAAGAGACGCUUCUUUUAUGACCAGGCUUUUGCCAUAUAUGGAGGGGUCAGUGGCCUGUAUGACUUUGGACCUGUCGGCUGUGCGUUGAAGAAUAAUAUUAUUCAGACAUGGAGACAGCACUUUAUACAGGAGGAGCAGAUACUGGAGAUUGACUGCACCAUGCUCACUCCGGAACCCGUCCUCAAGACCUCCGGCCACGUUGACAAGUUUGCCGAUUUCAUGGUAAAAGAUGUGAAGAACGGAGAAUGCUUCCGAGCCGACCAUCUUCUGAAAGCUCACCUCCAGAAGCUCAUGUCAGACAAGAAGUGUACGGCAGAGAGGAAGGCAGAAAUGGAGAACGUCCUAACGCAGAUGGACAACUACGGCCAGCAAGACCUGGCCGACCUCUUUGUCAAGUACAAUGUAAAAUCUCCCAUCACCCUAAAUGACCUCUCUCCUCCGGUAUCUUUCAAUCUCAUGUUCAAAACGUCCAUCGGACCUGGGGGCAACAUGACUGGCUAUCUGAGACCGGAAACUGCACAAGGAAUCUUCCUCAACUUCAAACGUCUCUUGGAAUUUAAUCAGGGAAAACUGCCGUUUGCUGCUGCUCAGAUCGGAAACUCCUUUAGAAACGAGAUCUCUCCCCGAUCGGGACUCAUCAGAGUACGAGAAUUCACAAUGGCAGAAAUAGAGCACUUUGUGGACCCCAACGAAAAGAAUCACCCCAAAUUUGAGAACGUUGCGGACCUCAGCAUAUUGUUGUAUUCCUCCAAAGCCCAGCUGAGCGGGGAGUCUGCGCACAAGAUGCGGCUCGGGGACGCUGUACAACAGUGUGUGAUCAACAACUCUGUCCUGGGAUACUUCAUCGGAAGAAUCUACUUGUACCUCGUUAAAGUUGGCAUCUCACCGGAGAAGCUGAGAUUCCGGCAGCACAUGGAGAACGAGAUGGCUCAUUACGCCUGCGACUGCUGGGACGCAGAGGCCAAAACCUCUUAUGGCUGGAUAGAAAUUGUUGGCUGUGCCGAUCGCUCAUGUUAUGAUCUUUCCUGCCACUCCAGAGCCACAAAAGUGCCACUUGUGGCUGAGAAGCCUCUUAAAGAACCUAUAUCGGUGAAUGUCGUCCAGUUUGAGGCUAAUAAGGGAGCUGUGGGCAAGGCGUACAAGAAAGACGCCAAGCUGGUGAUGGAGUAUCUGGCCAUCUGUGACGCCUGCUACGUGUCGGAGAUGGAGCAGCUGCUAGAGGAAAAAGGGGAAUUUGCUAUUGAAACAGAAGGGAAGACUUUUAAAUUGACGAAGGACAUGGUCAGCGUCAAGAAGUUUCAGAAAACGUUACAUGUGGAGGAAAUAGUGCCAAAUGUCAUUGAGCCGUCAUUUGGUCUUGGAAGAAUCAUGUACACCGUUUUAGAACACACAUUCCAGGUCCGACAAGGGGACGAGCAGAGGACGUACUUUAGUUUUCCAGCCAUAGUAGCUCCAUAUAAGUGUUCGGUGCUCCCGCUAAGCCAAAAUCAGGAAUUCAUGCCUUUCGUGAAGGAGCUGUCGGAGGCUUUAACUAAGAACGGCGUGUCUCACAAAGUAGAUGAUUCCUCUGGAUCCAUCGGGAGGCGCUACGCUCGGACAGAUGAGAUCGGUGUUGCCUUUGGUAUCACAAUAGACUUUGAUACAGUGAAUCGCACUCCACAUACUGCAACACUCAGAGACCGUGACACAAUGCGGCAAAUAAGAGCCGAGAUCUCGGAGCUUCCUGGCAUCAUCCAAGGUCUGGCUAAUGGUUUCCUGGCUUGGGCAGAGGUGGAGAAGAAAUAUCCUGUGUUCGAGGGGCAGGAGACCGGCAAGAAGGACACGACUGAGGAAUAGAAGAUGCAGAUUGGGCCCAUUUUACCAGUGACCCUGAUGUUCGAAAUUUUAUCCAGUUGACAAUUAAGGGAAACAGGCAUUUUCUAAUGCUUACAGGGAUAAUCCUUAAUUAUCACUUCCAUGUAAAGCUCUCUGACAUUAAACCACAUGAUCAUUUA
Molecule: messenger RNA, 2398 nt
Organism: Pseudophryne corroboree (corroboree frog)
Lineage: Eukaryota; Metazoa; Chordata; Amphibia; Anura; Myobatrachidae
Gene: GARS1
Product: glycyl-tRNA synthetase 1
Exons: 17
Coding region: 57-2240 (727 amino acids)
Biological process (GO): mitochondrial glycyl-tRNA aminoacylation
Cellular component (GO): mitochondrion; cytoplasm
Molecular function (GO): ATP binding; glycine-tRNA ligase activity
Source: RefSeq, a predicted model, not a curated record